AUGUCGCUUGUUUUGCGCCCAGUUUUGUGGGGCACCCUGAAUAUCCGUUCAACGUUGACUGCUAAUUACACUUCUAUCGCCUUCCCCCAUACUGGCGUUCGUGGCUGCGUUAACACUUGCCUGUUCUACGUUUUGUGCUUUCAUCACCUUGGCGAGCAUCGUUAUAUGAUCCAUAGAAUGCUUGAAUGUGUUUCGCUUUUUAUUUUUCUGAAUGUCAUUUUGCGACAGAAGGUGGCUAACAAAAAGGAGUACAUUUUGCUUGGUUUGUCACCUGGAUAUGAUAAAGCAACCUUCCUGUCCUCCACUUAUGGGGGCAAGGUGAAGUCGCUGCUGGAGGAGGAGAACGUUGUUGAAAUCGCACGCAAACAUGGGAAGGCGCCAGCGCAGGUGCUGCUGCGCCACGGACUGCAACGUGGCAUCGUUGUAAUUGUCAAAAGUGUCACUCCGGAGCGCAUCAAGGCGAAUUUUGGUCAUGUCAGCGGUGUGGUGGUUGCUCCAACUGCUUUUUGCCCUUCUGUAGUUGCUGUUAAAGCCAGUGUUGAUGGGGAAUAA
Echinococcus granulosus is the source of this 552-nucleotide messenger RNA. Its product is annotated as Putative reductase. The transcript is spliced from 5 exons. NCBI's taxonomy places the organism in Eukaryota, Metazoa, Platyhelminthes, Cestoda, Cyclophyllidea, Taeniidae. The record is from RefSeq and is a predicted model, not a curated record. Gene Ontology annotation, molecular function: oxidoreductase activity. Bases 1 to 552 code for a protein of 183 amino acids.